Nylanderia fulva is the source of this 1594-nucleotide messenger RNA. Its product is annotated as facilitated trehalose transporter Tret1-like. Gene Ontology annotation, biological process: carbohydrate transport; transmembrane transport. Gene Ontology annotation, cellular component: membrane. The record is from RefSeq and is a predicted model, not a curated record. Gene Ontology annotation, molecular function: sugar transmembrane transporter activity. Lineage: Eukaryota; Metazoa; Arthropoda; Insecta; Hymenoptera; Formicidae.
GUGUGUACAUGAAAGUGGUCGUAUUGUAAAGAAUGAAGAAGAUAUAUCUGAUUGCUGUAGCAGGAAAUCUGGGAGUGCUAAUAGUCGGCCAAUAUUUUGGUUGGACAUCACCAUCUCUGCCUAAACUGAUGCAAGGAAAAGAUGAAACAUAUCCUGUGCGUUUAAAUUCAGUGGAAGCUUCUUGGGUGUCAUCUUUACUUAUGUUUGGUAUAAUGUUUGGUUCUAUUAGUUGUGCAUAUAUAGUGAAUAUUAUUGGUAGAAAAAAUACCAUGUUAUUCGCUACUGCGCCUUCAAUUAUUAGUUGGAUGAUGAUCGCUUUCGCAACAUCAUCAUGGGAACUUUAUAUAUCGAGAUUUGUGGCUGGAUUUGGUACAGGUAUCACUUAUACGGCUACACCCAUCUACAUUGGUGAAAUUGCACCAGCAGACAUUCGUGGUAAUUUGGCAUCUAUGUUCACAGUUGCUUGGCAAAUUGGUACCACACUCGAAUACGUGAUAGGUCCAUUUCUAUCAGUGAGAAAUCUCGCUUUAGUGUCCUUGGCAGGGCCUUGCUUGUUCUUCGUAACUUUUAUUUGGGUACCAGAAUCUCCGUAUCAUUUGAUGCGUCGCAACGCCAGAGAGAAGGCCAUCGAAUCUCUCGUUCAAUUAAGAGGCAAAAACGAUGUUCAUAAAGAGGUAGAUGAUAUCGAACAGUCUAUAAAAUUUAAUUUGGCAAAUAAUAGUAGAUUUCGUGAACUCUUAUGUGUAUCCGGAAAUCGCAAAGCCCUAAUAAUACUGAUAACAUUAGGAGCUAUUCACCAUAUGAGCGGCAUUCAGGCCGUGGAGCAAUACGCUGAAUUAAUUUUCGACCAGGCAAAUAGUAAUUUGGAGGGCAAAUAUUUAACCAUGAUAUUGGGCAUGGUACAAGUGGUUAGCACCGUCGUCUGUAUGUUUGUCACUGAUCAUAGCGGCAAGAAAUCGCUGUUAAUGAUUUCUUCAAUCGGUUCAGCUUGUUCAACCGCAAUAGUCGCGAUAUAUUUUCAUUUGCAGCAUGAUAAUGUGAACAUGAGCAAUCUAACAUGGUUGCCUGCUGUUGGUGUAAUCACGUAUGUAAUCAUGUUUUCUCUAGGUUUGUCCGCGUUACCGAUUGCCAUGAUUGGUGAACUAUUUCCCACGAAUGUGAAGGCUCUUGGCAGCAUGAUAACUAUGUUUUCAUCCGGUGUCUUCGCUUUCGGUGUGACAAAUUUGUAUCUAGUCAUAGCUGAGAAUAAUGGCACACACGUGCCAUUCUGGAUAUUCACGGCGUGUAGUCUCGCUGGUACUCUAUUCACGUUUCUGUACGUACCUGAAACCAAAGGCAAGACUUUAGAACAGAUACAAGAGAUGCUGCAUAGUUCGUCGAAGCAGUGAUGAGUGUCGAUAGCAUAUUUUUAUGUUGACUUUCUUUCGAUGAGUUAAUGAAGCGUUCACAAUUGAAGAACAAUUACUGUCGAAGUCGCACUCGCAACUGCUUCUGCAAUUAUUUAAUAAAUAUUUAUUAUAUAUAAAUAAUAAUUAAAUGAUCUGUAUUAUUGUUAAAAUUAUAUAUAAGCUAAAUAAAUUCCGAUACAAAUGUU